Molecule: messenger RNA, 1463 nt
Organism: Rhinichthys klamathensis goyatoka
Lineage: Eukaryota; Metazoa; Chordata; Actinopteri; Cypriniformes; Leuciscidae
Gene: ucp3
Product: uncoupling protein 3
Exons: 8
Coding region: 334-1263 (309 amino acids)
Biological process (GO): mitochondrial transport; mitochondrial transmembrane transport; response to cold
Cellular component (GO): mitochondrial membrane
Molecular function (GO): oxidative phosphorylation uncoupler activity
Source: RefSeq, a predicted model, not a curated record
AGAGUUUGACAGACCGUUUCCAUCAUACUCAGGUUGAAAACACACUCGCUGGAUUAACCCCCGGAUGGAAAUAAUUAUUCUGCUUUCUGUCAGUACAAUUUGGACUAACAAUUUCAUUUUACCGCAAGUUUUGUGCUGCUGGAAUGCUGCUUUGGGACAUUGAGCCACAUUUUUUUAUGGCCAAAGGUGUUGAAACAUUUAAAACAAACGACAAGAGAGUUAUCCUUUUGGAAGAAACUUGAUCGUGAAUCAGUGGUCCGCUGAGGUAGGGAAACACAAGUAGCUCUGUAAAAGAGAGUAAAGUUAUCUUGCUGCUGUCAGAAGCACAGAAAAAUGGUUGGAAUAAAACCUACCGAUCUUCCACCAACUGCCACUGUCAAGUUUUUUGGAGCCGGUACGGCAGCAUGUUUUGCUGACCUGAUCACUUUCCCUCUGGACACAGCAAAAGUUAGACUUCAGAUCCAGGGAGAGUCUAUAGCUACAUCAGGAUCAGCCGUGGUGAAAUAUCGUGGAGUAUUUGGCACCAUCACCACUAUGGUGCGUACAGAGGGCGCAAGAAGUCUGUACAAUGGCCUGGUGGCAGGACUGCAACGUCAGAUGAGCUUCGCAUCUGUUCGUAUCGGUCUUUAUGACUCAAUGAAGCAAUUCUACUCCAGAGGAUCUGAGAAUGCGAGCAUUGUGACUCGCCUGCUGGCUGGCUGCACCACCGGGGCCAUGGCUGUCACUUUUGCACAGCCCACAGAUGUCGUAAAAGUGCGAUUCCAGGCUCAAGUGCGUCAGUCUGAUGGAUUAAAAAGAUACAACGGCACAAUGGAUGCAUAUCGGACUAUCGCCCGCGAUGAGGGUAUUCGAGGGCUAUGGAAAGGCUGCAUGCCAAACAUCACAAGGAACAUGAUCGUUAACUGUGCAGAGCUGGUUACUUACGACAUCAUCAAGGAACUCAUAUUACAAUACGACCUCAUGACAGAUAACCUACCGUGCCACUUUACUGCUGCAUUCGGCGCUGGCUUCUGCACAACGAUUGUGGCGUCUCCAGUAGAUGUGGUAAAGACCCGCUUCAUGAACUCAUCUACAGGCCAGUACCGCAGUGCACUUAACUGUGCCCUCACUAUGCUAACCAAAGAGGGACCAAAAGCUUUCUAUAAGGGCUUCGUGCCAUCCUUCCUGCGCCUGGGAUCCUGGAACAUUGUGAUGUUCGUCUCCUACGAGCAAAUCAAGAGAUGUAUGACUAAAAUGCAGCACUCAUGGGAGUCACCUUUCUGAAUGGACAUUGUCAGAAUCUUCUGAUUUUGAUUGAACAAAAGCAGAGAACAGAGGGAUUCACGGUUAAGUCUUAUCACUGAAAAAAAAAAUGCUGCAACUUUUUAAGGCCAAAGGUCAAGCUCAUCAAAAAUGAAAGAUGAGUCACCAAAAAUCAUGAGAUGCAUGGCUGAUAAAGCAAAAUGUGCAUAAUUUGUCUUAGU